AUGAUGUCUGUUGCAAGGGCACGGGCUGCCCGAGUACGCUUAUGCCGGCCGUCGCGAGCUACACCGUUCCAACUGCCUGUUCGAAGCAGCUAUAAUAGCCAGAUAUCGAAACUUCGCUUUAAUACUUCUCAACAAGCUACAUAUCCGCCAACAUUCUUUGCGCGAACGUAUGCCAACGGCCGUGGCCCCCACCCACCAGGCGGUACUCAUCGUAUGGACCUAGGAGGGGGGGAACAGAAAUCCGCGCUCGAGCAGUAUGGUGUCGAUCUAACGGCAAAGGCUAAAUCCGGAAAACUCGAUCCGGUCAUUGGAAGGGAUGCAGAGAUACACAGAACAAUCCAGGUUCUUUCGCGGCGAACGAAAAAUAAUCCGGUCCUAAUCGGCGCCGCAGGUACCGGAAAGACUGCUAUCUUGGAAGGGCUCGCCCAGCGGAUAGUACAGGGCGAUGUGCCCGAAAGUAUUAAGAACAAGAAAGUGGUGGCGCUUGAUUUAGGCUCUCUCAUCGCAGGAGCUAAAUUCCGGGGCGACUUUGAGGAAAGGUUGAAAGCCGUCUUGAAGGAAGUUGAAGACGCUGAGGGCAGUGUUAUUCUUUUCAUUGACGAGUUACACACAUUGCUUGGGUUAGGAAAGGCUGAAGGCAGCAUCGACGCAAGCAACUUGUUAAAACCCGCGCUAUCUCGCGGUGAGCUUCAAUGUUGCGGUGCGACAACUCUUAACGAAUAUCGUUUGAUUGAGAAAGACGUGGCCCUGGCCCGGCGCUUCCAACCUAUUCAAGUCAGCGAGCCCUCAGUGGCUUCCACCAUAUCUAUCCUACGUGGCAUAAAGAACAAAUACGAGGUUCACCAUGGAGUGAGAAUCACCGACGCCGCAAUCGUUGCCGCUGCUACAUACAGCAACCGCUACAUCACGGAUCGUUUCCUUCCGGACAAGGCUAUCGAUUUAGUAGAUGAGGCUGCCUCAGCACUUCGGCUACAACAAGAGUCCAAGCCAGAUUCCAUUCAGGAAUUGGACCGAGAAAUCACGACAAUCCAGAUCGAACUAGAAUCGCUUCGCAAAGAAACGGACGUCACAAGCAAAGAGCGUCGUGCUAAAUUAGAGGAAAUGCUUAAAGAAAAGCAACACGAGGUAUCGAAGCUUAUGGAAAUCUGGAACAAAGAGAAAGAAGAGAUCGAAAGCAUAAAACGCACGAAGGAGGAGCUGGAACAGUCACGUUUCGAGUUAGAAAAAGCGCAACGUGAAGGUAACUUUGCGAGAGCGGGUGAGCUUCGGUAUUCCGUCAUCCCAAGUCUCGAGGCCAAGCUACCGCAAGAGGGUGCCGAAAAUGAUGAUAAGGAUACUUUAAUUCACGACUCGGUUACAGCUGAUGAUAUUGCAAAUGUUGUAUCACGAACUACCGGUAUUCCGGUGAGCAAGCUGAUGUCUGGAGAGGUUGAGAAACUGAUACACAUGGAGGAUACACUGCGGCAGUCGGUACGUGGUCAAGACGAGGCGCUUUCGGCUGUGGCAAACGCUGUCCGGAUGCAGAGAGCGGGUUUGAGUGGUGAAAACAAGCCUUUGGCGUCGUUCAUGUUCCUUGGACCUACUGGUGUCGGCAAGACAGAGCUGUGCAAGAAGAUGGCUGGUUUCCUCUUCUCGACAGAAAGCGCGGUUUUGAGGUUCGAUAUGAGUGAGUUCCAGGAGAAGCACACUGUCAGCCGUUUGAUUGGAGCACCGGCUGGUUAUGUUGGGUACGACGAUGCCGGCCAGCUCACCGAAGCUGUUCGGAGAAAGCCCUACGCCAUCUUAUUGUUUGAUGAGUUUGAGAAAGCUCAUCGUGACAUAUCCACUCUCUUGCUGCAAGUCCUUGACGAAGGCUUUCUCACAGACUCCCAAGGCCACAAGGUCGAUUUCCGCAACACAAUCAUCGUCCUGACAUCCAACUUGGGCGCGGAUAUCUUGGUCGGCGCAGAUCCUCUGCACAAGCACAAACUUUCCGAUGAGGGAGAUGUUCCUCCUGAUAUCAAGAAGGCCGUUAUGGACGUUGUGCAGUCGUCUUAUCCACCAGAGUUCCUCAAUCGCAUUGAUGAAUUCAUCAUCUUUAAGAGAUUGUCCAAGGAUGCACUUCGGGAUAUCUUAAAUAUCCGGCUGAAAGAAUUGCAGGGGAGGUUAGACGACCGACGAAUGACACUGAAGGUGGACGACGAAACCAAGGAAUGGCUUUGUGAAAAGGGCUAUGACCCACGUUACGGAGCUCGCCCGCUUAAUCGACUUAUUGCGAAGGAAAUUGGAAACAAACUCGCGGACAAGAUCAUCAGGGGCGAGCUCACGGCUGGAAACACUGCUCGGGUGAAGUUCGAUCAGGAAAAGAAGGGCGUGGAAGUUGUUUCUGCCCAGUGA
Molecule: messenger RNA, 2376 nt
Organism: Talaromyces atroroseus
Lineage: Eukaryota; Fungi; Ascomycota; Eurotiomycetes; Eurotiales; Trichocomaceae
Product: Heat shock protein 78, mitochondrial
Exons: 1
Coding region: 1-2376 (791 amino acids)
Biological process (GO): cellular response to heat
Cellular component (GO): cytoplasm; mitochondrial matrix
Molecular function (GO): ATP binding; ATP hydrolysis activity
Source: RefSeq, a predicted model, not a curated record